Molecule: messenger RNA, 408 nt
Organism: Cololabis saira (Pacific saury)
Lineage: Eukaryota; Metazoa; Chordata; Actinopteri; Beloniformes; Belonidae
Product: histone H4
Exons: 1
Coding region: 19-330 (103 amino acids)
Biological process (GO): nucleosome assembly
Cellular component (GO): nucleosome
Molecular function (GO): DNA binding; protein heterodimerization activity; structural constituent of chromatin
Source: RefSeq, a predicted model, not a curated record
GCAAAUCUAGCAGCAAACAUGAGCGGACGAGGAAAAGGAGGAAAGGGUCUCGGUAAAGGAGGCGCUAAGCGUCACCGUAAAGUCCUCCGUGACAACAUCCAGGGAAUCACCAAACCCGCCAUCCGCCGUCUGGCUCGCCGCGGUGGGGUGAAGCGUAUCUCCGGUCUGAUCUACGAGGAGACCCGCGGUGUGCUGAAGGUGUUCCUGGAGAACGUGAUCCGUGAUGCCGUCACCUACACCGAGCACGCAAAGAGGAAGACGGUGACCGCCAUGGAUGUGGUGUACGCGCUCAAGAGACAGGGACGCACCCUGUACGGAUUCGGGGGUUAAACCAACUAACCGUUUCAACCAAACAACGGCCCUUUUCAGGGCCACCCACCUGAUCUGAGAGCAAAUUACCGACAUUUA